This is a messenger RNA of Cladocopium goreaui, 885 nucleotides long. NCBI's taxonomy places the organism in Eukaryota, Dinophyceae, Suessiales, Symbiodiniaceae. The record is from the annotation of a GenBank genome assembly.
AUGGCAACGUCGCGAGACCGAGAAGAACGUGGAAGAUUGCAGGAGCCGAGCAACAGGCGGAAUCGCCUUCCUGAUCUCAUCAGUGUGACAAUGAGCGACGGCUCACUUGUAGAGAUCAACUUGACUGGAGCCAAUCGAGAAGAAAGGGAAGAUGUGGCACGGUUGUUGGACGUACACACUACGGUAGCCAUGGCACCACCUGCUGCACACCGUGAAUCAAGAGAGCGGUCGCCAAGAUUGGCGUUUUCCUCAGGGCCUACCCUUCGUGUAACCUCACCAGAUGUACAAGACCGUUUCAGGCAACUACCACCACCGCCCAUCGCAAGGCAUGGCGAGUCAGCUUCUGAUGAAAGAAUGCCGCUUGAGCGAGCUGGAACCGCGAACUUCGCGCAACUGCGACCCCAACGAUGUGGAGGCGCACCCAUGUCGAGGAGUCGAAGGCAUCAACGGUGGCCACAAGCGCGGGGUCAUUGCCUAUGUCCACUGCUCCAGCGGAAUCUCCGUCUGAACAGCGUCGCGAGAAGACGUCGUGACAGCAGGCCACGGGAGAAGAAAUGCAACGAGCCUAUGUCCUCGGGAGCAAGAGCUUUGACCCAAUGUGGGAAGAAGAUGGAAGAAGCGUAUGCAGAUGCAUCGCGAACCGACACCUAUUUGAAUGUCUAUGACGCCUCAGCAUGCGCUCUGUACUUGUCUUCCAUAGUUGCAUUGACAACCAGCUACAUUCGUGUUCUACACUUUUGCGGCCAGGUACCUUUCCUCUGUGUCAUCGUCGUCGGAUUCGUGGCUGUAGCACAUCUCGUUGCACCACGUGGAGCACAGAAGAUCAUGGAACAUCUCAUUCAGCCCAUUCCAGGUCCGCAGUGCUGCCGCAUGCAGAGCAGAUGA